Molecule: messenger RNA, 1017 nt
Organism: Asparagus officinalis (garden asparagus)
Lineage: Eukaryota; Viridiplantae; Streptophyta; Magnoliopsida; Asparagales; Asparagaceae
Exons: 3
Coding region: 51-854 (267 amino acids)
Biological process (GO): positive regulation of DNA repair
Cellular component (GO): BRISC complex; BRCA1-A complex
Source: RefSeq, a predicted model, not a curated record
CAUCUACUUUUACUCUCCACUCCAUCAAAAUCGAGGGGGGAAAAAGGGGAAUGAAGAGAGCAGCAAUGCAAGCGGAGCCUCCAUCGGAAUCGGGUCCAGCCCGCUACUCUCUCCCCGCUCGGCCCUACCCAAGCGAGGACGUACUCUUCUGCGUCGACGUCGACGCAGAGUCCAGGGCCCAGAUGAGGCUUUCGGGUCAAAACGCCCGGUCAAUGACCCGCUUGGACUCCAUCAAGCAAGGCAUCCUCUUCUUUGUCAACGCUAAGCUCGCCAUCAACUCUGACCAUCGUUUCUCCUUCUCUUCUCUCGGGACUAGCCUCACUUGGGUUCGAAGGAAGUUCAAUAAUCAAGUUCAGUCAGCAGUUGAACAAGUUCAGUCACUUGCAGAAGCAGACUCAUCCUGUGACAAAGCUGAUCUCACUCUACUUUUCAAAAUGGCUACUCAUGAAGCAAAUAAAUCUAAGCAGCAGGGUCGGAUUUUGCGUGUGAUACUCAUCUACUGCCGAUCAUCAACUCUCCCCACUCACGAAUGGCCCGAAAGCACGAAGAACUUCACUUUAGACGUCAUCUAUCUUCAUGACAAGCCCAAUGCUGAGAACUGCCCACAGAGAGUAUUUGAUUCCUUAGUGGACGCUUCUGAACAUGUGAGUGAGCACGAGAGCUACAUUCUUGAAAGCGGGCAGGGAAUAAACCGAGGCCUUGUGCACCACCUCUGCACGCUCCUCUGCCACCCCGAACAGCGUUGUCUUCAAGAAGAGCUCGACAUCCCGAAGCCUAUCGUUGGAAAAUUGCGAGUGAAGGCUGAAGGCACUGCUGCUCUCAGUGAUGAUAGUUCACUUGAUGCCUGCUGGUGACAUGAAAAUUUUGAUAUAGUUUUGUUUUGGUUUUGCCUUGAAACUUUGCGGCUUGAAGGUGAGAAAUUUUGUAUGGGCUUUCUAGUCGUAAUGUGUCUUGUGUGUGCCUUUGGCAUCAGAAUGCUGAACCUUCUAUUAAGAAUCUCUCAAGAGUUAUGGUACA